Callorhinus ursinus (northern fur seal) is the source of this 632-nucleotide messenger RNA. Its product is annotated as lymphotactin. Gene Ontology annotation, cellular component: extracellular region. NCBI's taxonomy places the organism in Eukaryota, Metazoa, Chordata, Mammalia, Carnivora, Otariidae. Gene Ontology annotation, molecular function: chemokine activity; CCR chemokine receptor binding. Gene Ontology annotation, biological process: positive regulation of GTPase activity; inflammatory response; positive regulation of cell migration. The record is from RefSeq and is a predicted model, not a curated record.
AGCAUCUGUACUGCACAGACUUUCCACAACUCCACACCCACCCUGAAAAGCCCCCCUCUCACCACAGGAAGUACGCUGACCACUGGAGGAAUAAAGAGGCUUCUAAGAGCAGCCGUUCCUCACCUUCUCCUCGCAUAGCUCAGCAGGACCUCAGCUAUGAGACCUCUCCUCCUGGCCCUGCUUGGGGUCUGCUUUCUCACUGAAUUCAUCGUGGAAGGUGUGGGGAGUGAAGUCCUAGAAAAGAGCAUCUGUGUAAGUCUGACGACCAAGAGACUGCCAAUUAAAAACAUCAAGACCUACACCAUCAAGGAGGGCUCCAUGAAAGCAGUAAUAUUUAUUACCAGACGUGGCUUUAAAGUCUGUGCUGAUCCACAAGCUGAUUGGGUGAAAAAGGCAGUAGAAAUUGUGGACACGUCUACCAGAAGAAACACGAAACAGACCAAGCCUACAGGAGCCCAACAUUCCACCAAUACAGCUGUGACCCUGACUACAUAGUGGUCUUCUGGACCCUCAUUUCCUCACUAACCAGCUAGCUCAUUUCCCUUUAUAAACUCCUGGACUAGUUAGAUUAUAUUCACUUUUUAUAAAAGUGCUGCAUGAGCCAACUUAUUUUCCUGUAUUUUUAUUUUUCA